AGUAGGGCGCGUGCCUCGCCGCGGGGAGGGGGCGGCCGGCGGGCCGCGUCCUGCCCGGCGCCGGAGCUGGACCUGAGCGACCGACGCCCCGCCGACACAGGCUUGGGCUCCUGCCUCCGCUGCUGCCGUGCUGCCACCCCCACCAGGGGCUUUCUCUAGCUGGGGCCAGUGGGGGCUACUCUUCCGUGUGGUGGGCAGACUCCAGGCGCAUGGGCUUCAGUAGUUGUGGCACGUGGGCUCAGUAGUUGUGGCACGUGGGCUCAGUAGUUGUGGCACGUGGGCUCAGUAGUCGUGGUGCACAGGCUUAGUUGCCCAAUGUCGUGUGGGAUCUUCCUGGACCAGGGCUCAAACCCGUCCUCUGCAUUGGCAGGUGGAUUUUUAACCACUGGGCCACCAGGGAAGUCCUAAAAUAAUUAAUGUACUUGUGCUUUGUUGGCAAAAUGGGAUUCUAACCAAAAUUGUAUGGGGGUGGGGGGUGGGCACUAAUUCAUUUCUUCUCUGGUUGUAUAAAAUAAUCUGUAGCUGUUAAAAACCAAUUUUGUUCCAUUGCAUUUCUUUUUAAAUUAAGGUUUGAGUGUAUAGCAGUGGUUCCCACAUUUUUCCUAUUACCAGUUUUUUCUUAUCAUUGUCAGAAACACGUUGUGUCUAAACAGUGCCUGAAUUUCUCUUACCCACCUGGACCUUCAAUCGUUGUUUCUUAAUUUGCGGAAGUUUUCACUGUCAUUUUGCUUAUUUCUGGGCAAGAACAUUCCCUUAGCCAUACAGCCUCAUCCCUAGCUCUGGGUAACCUACUCCAGAAAUAUGCCUUUAGAAGAAAAAAUACCAUCAGGUGAUGGGGUGGGAGAAUGACUUCUUUAAGAAGUGAGUGGUCUCAGUAUCGGCCUUUCAAUGCCUGCAGUGACCAGACUGUGUUCAAUUCAAUCCAACGCUUGAGGGUUGUAGGAUUUAGAGGAAGAAUGUGGGUUUGAGGCCAGAAAUGCAGCUCCUGUGUGUACAGUUUAGUCACCUUGGAUAAGUCACUUCACUCUGACUCAGUUCUCUUAUUUUAAGUAACAAUUAUAUCUACCUCACAGAAUCGCUGUGAGAUUGACACUGUAAACAGUUGUAUUUCUGGAUGAGUGUCUUUCUGAGAAAGGAUUCAGAACUGGGUGUGAACAGUUGGGGUCUUUGGAAGGCUGUUGAGGUGUGCGACUGUCGAGUUGACAGGAAGUGCGUUAAAGGGCUGCUGGGUCACAGUGAGGGUCCAGCGCAGAUUAGAAAACGUGAAUGUCUAGAGUCUUACAGAACUGUGUGCUGAGCUUGGCAGCCUUGGACGUGAAGAAAGUGGUGUCCCUCCAAAAGAAAAAAAAGUAAGCUUCAAGCUUCAGACCUUAUCAGAUCUGAAUCUACCCCUGGUGGUGCGAGGUAGGAUCUGGGAAAGAUUAGGGGCAAGGAGGGUUUGGGCUGGUGAACUCACUGGAGGAGGUGGUGCAUGAGAGCGUCAGGGCACAGGUACCAUGAAGAGAUGGAGAGCAGACUCGGCGGGAGUGAGCAUGGGAGGAGGAAGCAGCAUCUUAGGCCACGAAGACGAGACGUGUGAGUGAUCAGGCACCCGAUGCAUUUCUCCUGAGUCCCUGCUGCACGCCAGCCACCGGGGAUACAUGGCUACACACGUCAGGCAGGCGGUCCUCUGGGACCUCACAACUGAGGAGGAAGGAACAAGGCAUCCCAGAAGGGGCCCUUCAGGGACUGAAGAGAACUCAGGGGCUGGAGUGUGGGGUGCAGGGAGGGGUCUGGAGAGGGGCACAGAGGCUGGAUCUUGGUGGGGGUUAUCAGAGUUUGGACUUUAUCCCGAGGGCGGAGAGGGACUGUCAACUGUUUUUCAAGUAAGGAGUGAUCAAAUUUGUGCUUCAGAAAGACCCUGUAUAAACCAGAGAGGGCCUCUUCCACACGUGCACAGGAACUGUAUGCAAACCUGUUUCACCAGCUGUGGUAUAGUCAAUCCAGAGGAGCAAAUUAGAGUUUCAUGUAUCUGCUUGGAUAAACCUCAAAAACAUAAUACUGGGCUUUUAAAACAGCAAAUUGUUGGACUUCCCUGGUGGUCCAGUGGUUAAGAAUCCGCCUUCCAGUGCAGGGGACGUGGGUUAAUCCCUGGUCAGGGAACAAAGAUCCUACAUGCCGAGGGGCAGCUAAGCCCACACACUCUAGAGCCCGUGCACCACAGCUUGAGAGCCCACACGCUGCAACUACUGACCCCAUGCACUACAACUAGAGAGAAGCCCCCACACCACAAAGACCUGCGUGCCACAACUAAGACCUGAUGCAGCCAAUAAAUAAGUAAGUAAAAACAGAUUGUAAAAGGGUAUCCGGUUGGCACUCCAGGUGUCCCAUUUGCCCAGCACAGGGGGUACUAGCCAUUUCAUGUGAGGGACUUGAGCAUCCACAGACAUUGGUAUUGGGGGCGGGCUGGGGGGUAGUCCUGGAACCAGUCCCUGUGGUUACCGAGGGAUGAACAGUACAACACUGCUUGUAUAAAGCUUGAAAACACACACGUGUUACGUGCUGUUACUUAUGAGCACGUACUCGUGGUGAAAAUGAAAAGCAUGCGUGGAAUAUCAGCCUUCAGCAUGCAACUGAGUCACCCCUGUCAACACGGAUGUCUGGCUCCGCCUCAGAGUUUCUGCUUCAGUAGGUCUGGGGUGAGGCCUCAAGAACUUGCAUUUCUCAGGAGUUCCAGGUGGUGGUGCUGCAGGAAAGAAAAAAGAUCCUGUUCGCUGUGGACAAUGGAUUGGAAAAGAGACAGCAGUGGGAGAGCACGUAGGAAAGUGUUGCAGAAGCCCAGGUCCCCUUCUAAGAAUCAGGAGUUGGUGGAAGAAGCUCAGGAGACUGUGAGGCCUGCGUGGUGAACGUCGCUGUGGUGUCCAGAGGAGAUGUCCAGAGGGAGAGAGGUGGAGGGAAAGAUUGGGGCCUGGAAUCUCGCUGAGGAAGGACAGCAAGUCCCCUGCACACGAACCUUCAGACUUCCAGAGAUGCGGACGUGCGUUCCGUCCACGUCAGGCGUGAGUGACGCUGCAGCUCGCCCUGCGUCUCCUACUGCUGUCGAUCCUUCAGCUCUGCCGUCUCCCACCCCGCCCCCCCCAGUCAGUGACUCUUCCUGCUGUUCACUCAAUGCCAGCCCCCGUGUGCCCGCUGUUGCACGGCACGACCGUACUUUGCAAGUGUGUCAUCAUGUGGACACGUCACAUUCUGUUUGUCCGGGUGGCAGCUGAUGGACACGUGGGCUGCUUCCACCCUUUGGCCGGAGUGAAAAAUGCUGCUGUGAACAUUCGUGUCUGUACGGAGCUUCCUUUUCAGUACUUUGAGGCAGAGUGCUUUCACGCCACUGCGCCAGCCCACCAGAACCCUGACCAACCCAGGCGUGUUGCCAGAGACCUGAGCCGGGAAGGAGGGCCCUCCUGGAAGGAGCUCACAGAGGACAGUGCCAUGGAGACGAGGCCCCAGGAGGGCAGGAGAGGGCCCCCGCCCAGGGACAUGCCCCCGGUGGUGGGGCUGCUGCUCUCCAUGGCCCUCAUGAACGCCCUCCUCUACCUCUGCCUCGACCGGCUCUUCGUCUUGCCCCAGCGCUCCUCGGAGGACCCCGCGCGCUGUCCCCACGGCCACUUCAGGAUGGGGCAGAUGAGCAACUGCUCCCCGUGGCUGUCCUGCGAGCAGCUGAGGACGGAAGUGAGGCAGAUGAAGCGGGUCGGGGAAGGAGCUGUGAAGAGAUCUUGGAAGGUUGUACCUGUAAAUGGACUAAAUGCCCCAACCAAAAGACACAGACUGGCUGAAUGGAUACAAAAACAAGACCCAUGUAUAUGCUGUCUCCAAGAGACUCACUUCAGACCUAGGGACACAUACAGACUGAAAGUGAGGAGAUGGAAAAAGAUAUUCCAUGCAGAUGGAAAUCAAAAAAAAGCUAGAGUAGCAAUACUCAUAUCAGAUAAAAUAGACUUUAAAAUAAAAAAUGUUACAAGAGACAAGAAAGGAUACUACAUAAAGAUCGAGGGAUCAGUCCAAGAAGAGGAGGUAACAAUUAUAAAUAUAUACGCACCCAAUAUAGGAGCACCUCAAUAUGUAAGGCAAAUGCUAACCACUGUGAAAGAGGAAAUCGACAGGAACACAAUCAUAGUGGGGGACUUUAACACCCCACUGACACCAAUGGACAGAUCAUCCACACGGAAAAUUAAUAAGGAAACACAAGCUUUAAAUGACACAAUAAAUCAGCUUGAUUUAAUAGAUAUCUACAGGACAUUACAUCCAAAAACAGCAGAUUACACAUUCUUCUCCAGUGCACAUGGAACAUUCUCCAGGAUAGAUCACAUUUUGGGUCAUAAAUCAAGCCUUGGUAAAUUCAAGAAAAUUGAAAUCAUAUCAAGCAUCUUUGCCGACCACAGUGCUAUGAGAUUAGAAAUCAAUUACAGGAAAAAAACUGUAAAAAGCAUAAACACAUGGAGGCUAAACAAUACGCUACUAAAUAACCAAGAGAUCACUGAAGAAAUCAAAGAGGAAAUCAAAAAAUACCUAGAGACAAAGGACAAGGAAAACACAAUGAUCCAAAACCUAUGGGAUGUGGCAAAGGCAGUUCUAAGAGGGAAGUUUAUAACAAUACAGUCCUACCUCAAGAAACAAGAAAAAUCCCAAAUAAACAAUCUAACCUUACACCUAAAGAAACUAGAGAAAGAUGAGCAAACAAAACCCAGAGUUAGUAGACACAGAGAAAUCAUAAAGAUCAGAGCAGAAAUAAAUGAAAUAGAAACAAAGAAAACAAUAGCAAAAAUCAAUAAAACAAAAAGCUGGUUGUUUGAGAAGAUAAAUAAAAUCAAUAAACCUCUAGCAAGACUCAUCAAGAAAAAGAGGGAGAGGACUCAAAUCAAUAAAAUUAGAAAGGAAACAGGAGAAGUUACAACAGACACCGCAGAAAUAAAAAGCACCAUAAGAGACUACUACAAGCAACUAUAUGCCAAUAAAAUGGACAACCUGGAUGAAAUGGACAGAUUCUUAGAAAGGUAUAACCUCCCAAGACUGAAUAAGGAGACUGUUUUCUCUUCUGCAACCUUCUGCCUUCCCUUUGGGGACUCGAGCAGAAGAUCAGCGGUUCUUAUUUCUUAUUGUCUUUUUUUUUUAAAUACCAUUUUAUUUUUCUUUAUUUAUUUGGCUGAGCUACACAGCUUGCAGGUUAUUAGUUCCCUGACCAGGGAUUGAACCCACGGCACUGAAAGAGCAGAGUGCUAACCACUGGACUGCCAGGGAGUCCCCCAGCGGCUCUUCUUUCCCAGCUGGUGGAAAUGGGAGCCUGAGGCCGUGUGGUACAGCUGUUCCACGGCCCGUUGAGGGCUGGGACCACAGGUCCAGCAUGUGUGCCGUUUCAGCUCCUGCCAUUACAGCUGAAGUCACAGAAAAUCCGGACCAUGUAAAAGUGUGUUCCUUACAUAGAGUGGUUCCUAUUUGCGGUUUACUCUGCACCUUUUAAAGUGAAAGGUGGUGGUGGUAUGUGAUGAGCUGGCGGGGCUCACUCCCUACAUGGGAUCUCCCAGCUCUCCACUCACCACCGUCCAGCCCUCUCCCUCCUCCCUCACUUCGUGCUGCACUGCUUUGGCCUGUUUGUCCCCCCCACGUUGGU
Molecule: messenger RNA, 5638 nt
Organism: Hippopotamus amphibius kiboko
Lineage: Eukaryota; Metazoa; Chordata; Mammalia; Artiodactyla; Hippopotamidae
Gene: POMK
Product: protein O-mannose kinase
Exons: 9
Coding region: 3148-5220 (690 amino acids)
Biological process (GO): protein phosphorylation; protein O-linked glycosylation; carbohydrate phosphorylation
Cellular component (GO): endoplasmic reticulum membrane
Molecular function (GO): ATP binding; protein kinase activity; carbohydrate kinase activity
Source: RefSeq, a predicted model, not a curated record